Messenger RNA from Macrobrachium nipponense, 2211 nucleotides. It is a transcript of the gene Pen, whose product is annotated as importin subunit alpha-1-like. Bases 241 to 1812 code for a protein of 523 amino acids. The transcript has 11 exons. Lineage: Eukaryota; Metazoa; Arthropoda; Malacostraca; Decapoda; Palaemonidae. Gene Ontology annotation, molecular function: protein binding; nuclear import signal receptor activity. Gene Ontology annotation, cellular component: nucleus; cytoplasm. Gene Ontology annotation, biological process: NLS-bearing protein import into nucleus. The record is from RefSeq and is a predicted model, not a curated record.
AAUGCGAGGAAGAAGAAAGGGCAAAUGAAAUAAAUAUUUGGAACCAUCACAUUUAAACGGACCAAUGAGCGUCGUCCUUCCUCAGCCAUUUAAAUUUACCCCCAGCCAUAUCAAGUCGGAGCCACAGCAAACAAAGACGGUUCCGUGAGAGGAUCUGAAGUGGGAUAAUUGGUUGGCCAUCCCCUUAAUACUUUAUAUACAUUUACUAAGAAAGUAACGACCCUGGAGUCCCAGCGCAAAAUGCCUACUCCGGCGGCUCAUGCCCGUGAAAACAGCCCCGGACCAAGUCGCCUUAAAAGCUUUAAAAAUGCUGGAAAAGAUAUGGAUGAGAUGAGAAGGCGUCGACAGGAGACCAGUAUAGAACUUAGAAAAGCCAAAAAAGAUGACCAGCUCCUGAAGAGACGAAAUGUAUCGUUAGACGAUCCCACAUCUCCCCUCCAGGAGCAGAACAGUGGUGGUUAUCAGAUGAGCCUCGAGGAGAUCAUCAAUGGUAUAUCAAGCAAUGAUUGCAGCAAGCAAGUAGCAGCAACUCAGUCGGCAAGAAAAAUGCUUUCGAGAGAACGCAAUCCUCCCAUUGAUGCCAUUAUUGAGGCUGGAAUGGUUGCUCCCCUUGUAUUAUUUUUGGACAGAGCUGAUAGCCCUGCUCUACAGUUUGAAUCUGCUUGGGCUCUAACAAAUAUAGCAUCUGGAACCUCUGAUCAAACGAAAGCAGUAGCAGCUUCCGGUGCUGUCCCUGCAUUUAUUAGGUUGUUAAGGUCUGAACAUGCUAAUGUUGCUGAACAAGCUGUGUGGGCCUUGGGUAAUAUUGCUGGUGAUGGGCCAGAGUUAAGAGACUUCAUUAUUAAGGCUGGCAUUGUUGAACCACUGCUGGGACUUAUUGGUCCUGAAACUGAAUACUCUUUCCUCCGCAAUGUAACGUGGACAUUGAGCAACCUUUGCCGUAACAAGAAUCCGUAUCCUCCGUUUGAAGUUGUAAAGCAGUGUUUGCCAGCUCUAGGUCACCUGAUAUUACAUCCAGACAAAGAAGUUCAAGCUGAUGCAUGUUGGGCUCUUUCAUACUUGACUGAUGGUACAAAUGACAAAAUUCAAGAGGUGGUUGAUGCUGGUGUAGUUCCUCAGUUGGUAAAGUUGUUGAAUGGUGAUGAAAUAUCUGUAGUCACACCAGCUCUGAGGGCCAUUGGAAAUAUUGUAACAGGCAGUGAUGUACAAACUGAUGUUGUAAUAAAGGCAGGCACACUUCCAAUUUUCCCCAAACUAUUGAAACAUCAGCGACCAAAUAUUGUCAAGGAAGCAGCCUGGACCAUUUCAAACAUCACUGCUGGAAACACAGAACAAAUUCAAGCAGUGAUUGACCAUGGUCUUAUCCCACCCAUCUGUCAAGUAUUGGCCACAGGUGACUUCAAAGCACAGAAGGAAGCUGCCUGGGUUGUUACCAACUUCACUUCUGGAGGGUCCAUGGCUCAAAUUGUAACACUGGUUAGCCAAGGUGUCCUGCCUCCAUUCUGCAAUUUAUUAACGGCCAAGGAUCCCAAGACAGUCAUUGUAGUUUUAGAUGGUAUUGCUAAUAUUUUGCAGACUGCUGAGAAGUUGAACCAGGUUGAUGAACUUUGCCAAAUGAUUGAAGAAAUUGGUGCUUUGGACAAGAUUGAAGAUCUUCAGAACCACGAAAAUGAGCAAGUGUACAAAAAGGCGCUGAGUAUUAUUGAAACUUACUUCUCCGAGGAAGAAGCUGAGGGAGUCUCAAGCACAACCAAUGGUCAAGCUUUUGACUUCGAAUCUGGAAACAUUCCUGAUGGAGGAUUUAAUUUCUAAAAAAUUAAUUUACAUCCGAAUAUGGUUCAAUAGUUCUUGUAGAUGGAAAAAAUCUCAGAAGUUAGGUUUUGUAAUUAUUUUUUAUACUUUUGAUAAGCUAUUUUUUAAAUUUAAGUUUCGGGUACAGGAAAAUUAUCCCCUUCAAAAUGAAAAGUAUUAGGUGAAAGCCAUUGCAGCCAUUCAUAGUCAAAACAAUUUACGAUAAUAUAAAUUCAGUGACUGUAAGGAAGGUGGUGUAGUGAGUAAUGUACCUUUGAUUUCCAUUUGUCCAUCCUUAUGGUAUGGGACCAAUACAAAAUAUGCAUUCCAGUUGGAUUUGCAGCAUAACUUCUUCCUUCCUGUCGUGCUUAAUUCAUAUUUUAGUAUAGAUUAUCUUUCAAUAAAAAAGAAAUUGAGGAA